AUGUCGGUAGAUUUAUAUGACUUUGCAGGACAGCACCUUUACUAUGCAUCUCAUCCUGUCUUUCUGUCACCACGAGCAGUGUAUGUUCUGGUGCACAACCUGAGCAAACCACUUGAUGCCAUUGCUGAACCUUGUGUUAGGCAAGGAACUCAUAACAUUAUUUUAGAAAACCCCAACUGCGAAACCAAUUUGGAGGUUUUACUGUCAUGGCUUGUUACGGUUUGCAGUAUCAGACCAAGAGGAGUAGAAAUGAUUGUCAACGCUGAAAGACAGUUGCCUUAUCUUCGGCCUCCUGUCAUUGUUGUUGGUACACAUGCUGACAAACCAUCUGAGGACAUUGAAAGCAUGAUAUCACAGAUACAGAGGGAAAUUUCUGGCAAAGAAUAUGAAAAGCAUGUGAUCAGGCAUUUCUUCAGAGUAGAUAACACGCAGGGCUACAAGUCACUAUUGAGGCGAAUGAAGAAUUUUCUUGCAGGUACAGACCUAAAAAUAAUGUUAAGUGCAAGUGUAAUGACCUGGUUUAAUAGCUGCCGUAUUCGAAAACUUGUCAUAAUGCAGAAGUGUACUUUUAAACCAAAAAUAUCUUCAAUUCCAGUUUAGUCUAUGCGUCUAUAGGUGUGAAUUAAUAUCAAACAGGUAGGUGAGACAAUUAUUUCUUUACUGUUUCAGUUCAUUCAGUAUUUUCAGUUAGCAUCUUUAAGCCCACCUAACAAGUCCCUGAUACGUUGUUACUCUUAAGAGAGAUAUAGAAUCACGUUUACGGAAAGCUCGAGAUGCAAGUUGACACCUCUCUCAAGUUGGGAAAUGACCAAACAAAUCUGAUGGAUGAACGUGACAUGAAACAACUUAUUCCUGUGUAGAUGAAAUGAAUAGCAAACGACAGGUAAAGGAAAAACUUCAGUGGUCACGCUGUACAAAUUGACUUUUGCCGUAAACGUGAUUCUAAAUCUCUAUUGACGUGGAAAAUGCGGUCCAGCUUUUAAAUAUCUUUAAGCUGGUGGAUAAAUUUAUUACUGACACUUACCAAGAUCAUCAGUGCUUCCAGCAUGUUAUUUUGUUAAUCGUGUCAGACCGACAACAAUCGCAAAACAUAAAUUGAUGUAUUUCCAAAGGACAAAAUGGUAGAUUUGAUAUACUAUCGCUAGUUUUUCCUUCUUGAUGCUGAAAGCACAAUCCAAAGAUGUAACGUAAUCCCAUUAAGCCCUGGGGGCACCAACCAUGUGGUCCCAGGAUUAUCUGCAGCUUUUUAACGCUGACCGAGAAAGGAAGAAAUAAACACUGGCCCAAGCAUCAGUGGAAAGGCAUAAGGACGGGUGACGGUUAGGGUUGAUAGAUUUCUCCCUUCGUUUGUUCAUAUAAUCUCAGUUAUACAGGCUGGUCGCUUCGCGACCCUGGUUUAGUUAAUUAAUUUAUCUAUUUAUUACAGAUUCACUCCACUGCAUAACAAGCAAAUAAUGAAAUGAAAUAAGCUAACACUACUUUAACAAACAAACAAACAAAAAAAAAAGUUGUGGAGAAGGAGACAAAAAGAAAUUAUAUUUCACAAACUCGGUCGAAAAGUAUGAAAAUAGAGUAGGUAGAUUACGACACCAAGGAGUAAACUUUAAUGUCUGACACAUGUGACAAAAGGCAUUAGAAAAUAAAAGUUCUGAAAAAUGAUGCUAAAUACACUGGUUGGCAACGUCAGGACGCAGGGAAAAAAUUCCUCAGAACACAGUUAUGGUUGAUUGAGGACAGUUUGGCAGUAUUUUCAAUCGAAUACUGGCUUAUAGUAAAACUUCUGGAAGGUGGAUUGACAUGACCCAUCAGCCAUUUUCAUAAUCUCAUCCAGAGAAACUCUGCCGUUGGCUGCCACAGUGGUUGAAGCUGAACGAACAGAGUGGUCCUUGGAAAUGUCCGUAUUGAUACUAUCAUCUCGGAUGGUAAACCUUAGCCAGUACCCAAUAGUAGCAGAGGAAACUCGUUUGUGAGGCUUUAUAUACGAGAUGAACAGACGGUCUGGUGAGGAGCAUUUAACAUUUGGGUAGAAUCUCCUUAAGACGGAAAGAUUGACCUGUAGACAUAAACUGUGAACUGGACGCAGCCUAAGAGUUUCGUGAAGGACGACCAAAACACAAUAAAUUUCAUGGGCAAUAAACUUCUGAAAGGGGUGUGGUGAAGUGGGGGAAGGGAAGGGAAGGGGGGAGGGACAAUGAUGAACACAUAUAGGUAAGAAUUCUUUUCCCUGUUGCUGUGAUCGAAUUUGAUUUACAAUUUUUGUUUUAAAACCAGUUUUAAUUUAAUUAAUAAAUCAGUAUUAAAUACCGAGAGUUACAUGUUACCGGUUGUCAUUGUCACUUUUUUCGAUCGAAGGGACUAACGAUACCAGUGGUGAUGACAUUGAUGCACUGCGGGCUAAAAUCAUGGAAGUGUUGAGAAAUGAGCCAUACAUGGGAGAAAAAAUACCAGUCAGGUAUUUGAUUGAUUGUUUUGAUCUCCAGGGAUUAUUUUACCUCAUGGUUCUUACUUCAGCCCGUUUCCAUAUGAUCGCUGCGACUGCUGAGAAAAAAAAAGUUCAGUGAUCGCAGCGAUCAUAGCGAUCAUAUGGAAACCACUAUCCAGCGAUCGCUGUGACAACGAUCGCUGAGAUAGAACUUUUUCUAUCUCAGUGAUCGUUGUCAUAUGAUCGCUUCGAUCGCUGCGAUCAUAUGGAAACCCGGUUUUAGACAAUUAGCCACCUUUAGAGUGCGAGAUCGAGCACGAGUACGACGGUGGAAUGUCAAGGCAAAAACGCUAAAACGGCCCAACAGAAUUCUUUUUAAACCUCGUCCCUUAGUCUUCAUAAUCUAUAUAACAAUGUCUGAAACUUUCAUUAAGAUUGAUUUGCUGUAACACCUUGAAAUUUCAAGACAAACCUAGCCUACGAACAGGCCAAAAAUCCAGCGUUAUAACAUUCACUGUUUUGACGUUAUGCUGAUUUUUCCAAAUUAACGCCCACCAUACAUACCUCCAUGGCUAGUACAUUUCAAUGUGAAUAUUGUCAAUGUUUUACAUUAAGAAUAUGCAAUAAAAUUCAUACUAAAAUAUACUAGCCGUGGAGGUAUGUAUGAUGGGCAUCAAUUUGGAAAAAUUAGCAUAACGUCAAAACAGUGAAUGUUGUAACGCGGAUUUUUGGCCGGUUCGUAGGCUAGGUCCUUCGUGAAAUUUUAAGGUGUUGCAGCAAAUCAAUCUUAAUGAAAGUUUCAGACAUUGUUAUAUAGAUCAUGAAGAUUAUGGGGUGAGGUUUAAAAAGAAUUCUGUUGAGCCGUUUUAGGGAUAAUACAGAAAAGCGCUAAAAUUCGAAAUUUAGAAUAAAGUUGCCUUUAGACAGGUGGUGAGAAAAAAGGUUAGUUUUCAGGAUCGCAAGAAAGGAAAUACCAAAAUUUCCUAGCAUCGAAAAAUGAUAUUAAGAAGCCUUCUGACGCUACUUAAGAUUAAUGUGAGUUAUUUAGAACUUUUUUAUUAAACGUUUUAUCACGGCUAUUGAAAAUAUAAGGUUUGAAAUAAUAUUUCAAACCUUCUAUUUAUGUUUUCCUUUUAUUUGAAUUCAAACGUACAGAAUUUUUUACUUCUCACGGAGGGUAUUUGCUAAACACCAAACUAUAAGUACUUGGUGUCGGAUUUUCAGUAGCAGGUCUAGAUCGGGCAAAAUUUGGAUUUUUUCGAUUUCAAAGUUUUUUUGUGUAUUGUUGUCUUAGUGAUAUCGAUUUUACUAAAAACUGCAUUUUGACAAACUUCAAUUCAUACUCAAUCACUGGUGAAAAUCUCGUAGCGAUCGGACAAGGAUAAAAUCACUUUUAAGGUGACUGAAAAACAUCGGUAUGGUCUGCCAAAAACUGUAUCGAAACACCAAAUACAGUUCUUUUUUAUGUUCAUUUUUACUUCACUUCUAAUUUGGUAUGCCGAUUUUAUAUGAGGAAUAAGCUGAGCCACUAAAUACUCUUAGCCAUAGUAUUAUACUGUAUUUUUUUCUAAAGAAAAUAAGAACCUAAAUAGCCUAAACUUGCUCUAACUACCGUUUAUAUAAGAACCUAUUUAGGCUAACUUGGAAAAAUCAAGGUUCUUAGUCGCGGGCUUUUACUGUAUCUGGAGAUAAGGUAUUGAAAACUUUUACGACGACAAUGGAACAUUUAUGUGAUUAAAUCAUUUGCGUCAAUACCUUCAAUUAAAUCAAAAUCAUACAACGUUCUGAAACUUAAUUUUGAACAAAAAAAAACGAAACUGCAACUGUAAUGUCAUAUCUUAAUGCUGUCCUGACUCAUAACAAAGUCAACGAUAAACUUCAUAAUCGACCGUCAAAUAGCAUAUGUGUGUGAAACUGACCAGAUGGCAGAAUUUUUAUGUUGUACUCACUUUAAUUUAGCGACCAUUUAAAUUUAGCGACACUAAAUAAUUUUGGUGCAUUUUAACUUAGAAAAAAUCGCUAAAUUCGCUAAAUUAAAGUGUCGCCAAAAUUUCAUGUAAUAAAGUCUAAAUUUUUAAAAACUUAUAAAAAUUAAACUGGAAAGAAAGAAGCGAAAAAACGGUUUUAUCUGUCACUUCACGACUAUGCUAAAAUAGAAAGAACUUUUUGGAAGCGUUGUUAAUAGUCCACAAGGCAUUGAAGACCUAGCUUCCAUUAAACUGUAUAAGGCAAUGAUACUAGAUGGUUUUGAAUACUGCAAAAAAAAAGUGGAGAGAGUAUUAUGCAGAGAUCUUUCACCUGUCUAAGGAACGAAAACCUGCUCGAACUAAAAAUCGUUAAUGUAGAAAGUCAGUCCGUUCUAAAUCCAGUGUAAAUCUACCUGAACCUAAAAACGGUAAAGAAUACUAACUUUACUAGUUAGGCUCACUUUUGGUGGAAUUAGACACGUAUCUUGUUUUCUCUGUCUGUAAUUAAUUUUAUAGAGCCAUAGACUAUGUUGCUGGGCGCUACCUAGCAAAUUUGCAAGUUAGAUUUAACUUAAGCUUCACAAUUUUUUGUGUUUAUAAUCUUUCAUCUACCAUUGUUCUGUAGGUGGGUCGAUUUUGAGAAGGUAAUUGGGAAUAUGGUAGCUCGGAGCAUUCAUUGCACGACUGUGGAAGAGCUUCAAACUUCUGCCAGGGAGAUCUGCCUAAUAGAAGACGAGGACGAGUUUCAAACGAUGUUAAAUUUCUACCAUGACCUCGGACUGAUUAUUAGGCACCGCAACACAGUUAUUCUGGAGUCUGAAUGGUUGAUAGAUCUGUUCAGACAGCUGAUCACCAUUCCACGUUAUGAAAAAGCAGUAAGAAGACAGAAGCAUUCAUAAUAACGUUCAUUUUUGUGCCCAUGUUAAAUAUAAGAAGUAAUUUUAAGUAACCUUGUUGGCUUACCGGACCGAAUAAGCGUAAUAUUAGGUCCUGUUAGUCUGCGGUAGCGGCAAAGGUUUUGAAAUCAAGAAACAGGAUUCAGUUUCUUUUUGAUACUUAAUGACAUCGUUAGGAUACUUUUUUCUUUUGAAAACAUUUCUUUAAAACAGAGGGUUUUGAAGGUAACCUUCAAACAUAUGCAGUAUCAUUUGUCAUGUUUUUUUAUAUAUAUUAUUUUUACUAGGAUCCUCUGCAUUCUAGCCACUGGCAAGAAUUGGAAAAAAGUGGUGUUCUCUGCAUGGAACUUAUUGAUCACGUUUUUUCCAAAUUUAUCAAGCAAAGCUUUGCCCAGCAGGACAUCUUGGAUAUGAUGGACAAGUUUGGUUUGAUUGCCAAGUUUACAUCGACGGCCUUCGGUACCACGUACUUCGUCCCCGCACAACUCAAGACCCCACCCAUGAAGGUUUGUAACCUUGUGCCCACCCCUACUGAUCCAUGUCCACUGUAUCUUCAUUUCCGAGGUGGGUUUGUCCCGAAAGGUCUCUUCAUACGUCUUGUUUCGAGUUUUAUUUCCUGGUGCUGUAAGACUUGGCAGGAGACACCACCUCCUACUCUGUACCAAAAUGGUGCCCAUUUCGUUAUUGUCGGAGAGCAGAUAAUCUAUGAUUUCAUUCUUCUUUGCAAAAAGAAUUUUAUCAAGAUUGUGUUGAGGCAGAAAGAUGAGGCCGAUGAAGAAUCUGUUUCAGUGUCUGAAUCGAUUGAGAUACCAAGUCGUGUUCGUGUCUUCAUAGACGACACUUUGCAAAAGUUGUCACACGAGUUGCCAUGUCUUAGCGGUUUGCAGUAUGAGUUAUCCGUUGCGUGCCCCAACUGUCUGGCUGAAUGUCCAAAUCACCGGGACGCCGCAUGUACCCAAGAAGAGUGCACACACUUUUUAAAACUAAAAGAAGGGCAGCGGCUGGUUUGCACAAAGAUCGUUGGCAACAGUGUGAGGAGGGUUCCUGGAAUAGAAAAGUGGCUGUCUCUAAGACGAACUCAGGUGAAAUUAAAGAGAUAUAAUAUUAAAUUACGUUAAGUGGUCCAAGUAAUCCUUUAUAGUGUUGACAUCUACACUAUCAGCCUGCGUAGAACGAGCGCUCCCCUCCAUUGCUUUUGCCCGACCAAAACCGCCAGUUAGUGAUUGGUUAAUAUAACCUUAGCUAUCUCACUCAAAAUCCGAAACUUCUUUCCACUAAGAAGAGAUAGACGUGAGUCUAUUAUGCUUUACUGCAUUAAACUUGGCAAGUAUGAAUCUGUGCUUAAGUCAACAAAAGUUGUGCGAGAUUUCGUCUUGCUUUGCUAUCGACAAGAGGUGUGAAACCUUAAAGGUAGCCCAAAUUUCAACGCCUUCCCAAAGGACAAUUGAUGUGCUGCAGCUGUAACGGAGUACAUACAUACUGUCUCGAGGCGCAAUUACCCCACAGACUUGUUCGUACGGUUAACAUUGUUUUACUGUUUUUUUUAAAAACCAUUUUAGUCCGGUAUAUUUAGCAAAGACUUAAAGAAAAUGUUAGAGCACUUCGGCAACCAAGCAAGUGGGUCAUGACCCUUUUGACGCAACCGGUGGCUGAAAAUCAGUACUAACUUUCUCAACAUACUGCUUCCUUGAAUCACUUUAGGUUUUUGGCAAACUGCCCACCUACCCCUGCCCUAAGCCAACAUUUUGCCCUAAUUGAGAAGUAAGUGAUAAUGUUGGCUUUGGGGAGGGGUAGGCGGGCAGUUUCCUAGAAACCUAAAUUGAUCCACUUCUUUUACAUACACAGACAUUGCAAGACAGAGGAGAUGAAAGUGACCCGGAGAAAUCUGUUAAAGCACUGAAUGUUACUUUGUUGGCGAGUGAGUGGGGCUCAUCCAUGGGUGGCUUGUCAACAAUUAACAGAAAUCUCGCCAUUCUACUUGCGAAGCACAGCUUGUUCAACAUUACUCUUUUGGUACCACAAUCGUCUUGCAGUGAGGAAGACAGGAGAGACGCUGCAGAACAGAACAUUGUCAUUCGUGAAGCAGAGAGUCUACCAGGAUUUGAUCCUCUUGUCUGGUUGAGCUUCCCACCGAAAAACCUUGCUAUCGACAUCGUCCUGGGCCAUGGGGCAAAGUUGGGAAAACAAGCGCAAGUAAUUCGGAAGUCCCACGGCUGUAAGUGGGUACAGGUGGUCCAUACUGCACCUGAAGAACUUGGAAUGUUCAAGAACUAUGACAGCGCGGUUGCCAAAGGUGAAGAGAAGAACAGAGCUGAAGUAGACUUGUGCAGACUGGCAGAUCUUGUCGUGGCAGUCGGACCCAGGUUGAGAGAAACCUAUUCAUCCUACCUGCGGGUUUGCAAGAAACACCAAUACAUCUUCCAGCUUACCCCAGGUACUUUCCAUGAAUUUUCAAUGCUGGAACAAGCUACACGGGAGGAAGGGAGGUUUAAGGUUUUAACCUUUGGCCGCGGUGAUUCUGAAGACUUUAGUCUCAAAGGAUAUGACAUUGCCGCCAAAGCAGUUGUUGAAUUGAAAGAUAGCUCUUACUGCCUGGUGUUUGUGGGCGCUCCCAUUGGGAAACAAGACGAAGUCGCCCAAAACCUGCUUCAGACUGGAAUUGCUAAAGACCAGCUUAUUGUCAGAGCGUUUGUGCAGAGCAAGGAAAGGUUAAAAGAACUGUUUUGUGAGGUUGACCUUGCCAUUAUGCCUUCCAGAACAGAAGGUUUUGGAUUAACAGCUCUGGAGGCGUUGUCUGCUGGUCUCCCCAUUCUAGUGAGUGGCAAUUCAGGAUUCGCACAUGCACUACGCGAGUUACCCUCAGGAAAAUCGUUUGUGGUGAAUUCCAACGAUCCAAUGGAAUGGGCGAAAGCAAUUGCUGCUGUUCGCGAAAAAGGAAGAGCACAACGUCUUAAAGAAAUCCAAACCUUGCGUGCAAGCUACGAAGAGAGGUACAACUGGGAGGAGCAGUGUGGAGCCCUUGUUGAGAAGAUGUGGAACAUGGUCCAGGGUAAGUGCUUUGUUAAAGUACUAUUAUAA
Molecule: messenger RNA, 8363 nt
Organism: Porites lobata
Lineage: Eukaryota; Metazoa; Cnidaria; Anthozoa; Scleractinia; Poritidae
Source: the annotation of a GenBank genome assembly